Messenger RNA from Alosa alosa (allis shad), 4670 nucleotides. It is a transcript of the gene chn2, whose product is annotated as chimerin 2. The record is from RefSeq and is a predicted model, not a curated record. Gene Ontology annotation, molecular function: GTPase activator activity. Bases 1141 to 2775 code for a protein of 544 amino acids. Lineage: Eukaryota; Metazoa; Chordata; Actinopteri; Clupeiformes; Clupeidae. Gene Ontology annotation, biological process: positive regulation of GTPase activity; signal transduction; regulation of small GTPase mediated signal transduction. The transcript has 13 exons.
CAGCUGAUUGGCUGUUUCAUGUUCGCCUUUCAGCAGGUCCCAGAUCAGUUUAGUCCAUAGACUGUAUAUAUAGAACAUAUAGUCUAUGGUUUAGUCAUGAUUGUGGAGGCCAGACGGACCAGUCCCCAUAAAAGAUGAGAAGAAAAGACAAUAGGCCCUCGGCACGCCGUUCCCCGGUAGCACUAACCAAGCGGCUGUAGCAUAGGCUACUACAACUUGCCUAUAAAGUGAAAUUGGUUAUGAAAGAAAAACCCACCGCUUACUUGCAUGGAUGUUGGGAGCAACAAAGCAAUACGACUGUUCAUGUCAAACAAAAUCAUAGCGAAAAUGUACACCCCUAUUGAGUAAUCGGUCCCGGCGCGCAGUAGCCUAGACUAGAUAAAUUAUUAUUUUAAAAGUGUCGGCUACAAUUAAAAUAAGUUGCAGUAGUGCAGCUCAGAUUAUUCAGAGCGACUCAGGUGAUAGGUAUUCUCCCAGUCAGUGGUUCGCUCUACCUGUUGGCCACACUAGCCCAGUCGUGCUGCCAGGGAAUGUGUGGAGUGGGCGCGUUCUUGCCCGCCUGGCACGGCUGCAUGUGCACACGUAGGCUCGCCUCCACCUACCCGAUUCCGCUUUAAGAAGGCGGAAACCUGCUGCGCUCCCCAGUCUGUUUAUUACGAGCCUCCAGCGGCACAUGGAAACGCGCCUGCAAAUCCGUCCAAACAUGGCGAAACCGUAUGGCGCUCCUCUCAGCGAGAGCGCGCACUAAAUACAGCCCACCUGGGUUAGGACUCCAGUACCGGCCAGAAGCCACGAGAAGCCAUACUUUCUGCUGUCAUCGUUGCUAUCGCACUUGCAGCGGUUCCAACUGUUCCUGACACCAUGGUUGCGCCACCGCUGCCACACAGGCGCGGAUAAAUGCGGCAACGCAGGAAAAGCUCUGUCCGCCUCGAUCAACACCGAGCGCAGUAAGAGAGACGCCCCGCGGGGCUGGAUUUUAAAGCGAGUCCGCGCGGCAGUGCGGAGAGAAACUCCCUCCGGGCCCCAGACGAGCUUAGAGAAGAACCGAAUCAGAGCAGAGGGCGAAAAAGUGAAAUGGGCGAAUCGGCCGCUGCCACCGAGGACACCUUAACUUAACAUAGCCGCGAGAGGAUCGGCGGGAUGGCAGCCUCCAGCAACUCCAGUCUCUCCGGAUCCUCGCUCUCCUCCGAUCCAGAAGAUUUCCAGCCCCCCAUAUGGAAGUCCUACUUGUACCAGCUCCAGCAGGAAGCCCCUCGUCCCAAGCGGAUCAUCUGUCCUCAGGAGAUGGAGAGUCGUCCCCGGCACUACGGCAGAGAGUUCCAUGGAAUGAUGUCUAGGGAAUGUGCAGACCAGCUGCUUGGUGGAGCUGAGGGGGCAUAUCUGAUCCGGGAGAGCCAGAGGCAGCCUGGGAGCUACACACUAGCCCUGAGGUUUGGAGGUCAGACUCUGAACUACCGGCUGUUCUACGAUGGGAAGCACUUUGUGGGUGAGAAGCGGUUUGAGUCGGUGCAUGACCUGGUGACGGACGGCCUGAUCACGCUGUACAUCGAGAGCAAGGCGGCGGAGUACAUCGCUCGCAUGACCACCAAUCCCAUCUACCAGCACGUGGGCUACAGCUCUCUGCUGCGCGACCGCAUCACGCACAGGCUGGGCCGCGCCCGCACAGAACCCAAACGGGUCACCUUCCAACAGGACGAGAAGUGUGUCCAGGUGGAGCCAGUGGGAACGACUGCAGCCCCUCUGCUAGAUGAUCGUCUGGGCCCUGCCUCGGGGUCGGAGUCAGGGCCGGGGUCGCGGGGCCUUGCCGUGCCCCCACGUGCUAAGCGCUGCUGGCGUAAGCGCCAGGAGCUGCUGACCUUGGCCCUGGGGGUUCGCCUCAGUAGCACACAGGGCUCGUUGCUAUGGAAACCGCUAAAGCUACUGGCGUGUCCGCAGGUGGUGUCGUCCCCGCUGGAUCGCCAGAGUGUGCUGAAGGACUGUCCGGACAAACACUGCAGCUACGACAAGGUGCACAACUUCAAGGUUCAUACCUUCAGAGGACCCCACUGGUGUGAGUACUGCGCCAACUUCAUGUGGGGACUCAUCGCCCAGGGUGUCCGCUGUUCAGACUGUGGUUUGAACGUGCAUAAGCAGUGCUCUAAGCUGGUCCCCAGCGACUGCCAACCGGACCUGCGGCGGAUUAAGAAGGUGUUCAGCUGUGACCUGACCACUCUGGUGAAGGCCCACAAUGCACCCCGGCCCAUGGUGCUGGACAUGUGCAUCCGCGAGAUAGAGCACAGAGGCCUGAAGUCAGAGGGUUUAUACAGAGUUUCUGGUUUCACUGACCACAUAGAGGACGUCAAACUGGCUUUUGACCGAGAUGGAGAUAAAGCAGACAUAAGUGCAGCAACUUACGCUGACAUUAACAUCAUUGCUGGAGUUCUGAAGCUCUACCUGAGAGACCUGCCGAUCCCUGUCAUCACCUACGACCUGUACAACACCUUCAUCCAGGCCGCAAAGAUCCCAGACCCUGAUGCUCGGUUAGAGGCCAUCCAUGAGGGCUUGCUGCAGCUGCCUCCAGCCCACUACGAGACGCUCCGAUACCUGAUGAUGCACCUCAAGAGGGUGACCCUGCAUGAGAAGGACAACUUCAUGAAUGCGGAGAAUCUGGGCAUCGUGUUUGGACCUACGCUAAUGCAUCCCCCUGACCAGGAGACUCUGGCGUCCCUCAACGACAUGCGCUACCAGAAAGUGAUCAUCCAGCUGCUGAUCGAGCACGAGGACGUCCUGUUCUAACGUGACACGAGGGGGUCCUGUUCUAACGUGACACGAGGGGGUCCUGUUCUAACUGGACAUGAAGAGGUCAUGUUCUCACUGUUCUAACGUGACACGAGGGGGUCCUGUUCUAACUGGACAUGAAGAGGUCAUGUUCUCACUGUUCUAACGUGACACAAGGGAGUCCUGUUCUAACUGGACAUGAGGAUACUCUCUUUCAACUAAACGUGGGUAUGAGCUUUUUCAGAUGAACAUGAGGACUCUCUCUUUCAGAUGAACGUGAGGACUCUCUCUUUCAGAGGAACGUGAGGACUCUCUUUCAGAGGAACAUGAACAUGUCCUGCUCUAACUCUGCACAAGAGCAUUGUGUUUUAACUGGACCUGAAAAUGAACACUGUAACCUACUGUUUUACUAGACACUGGGACGUCCUUCCACAACAGUACAUAAGGACACUCUAUCUGAGCAGGACACACUGAUACAGAUGGUCAGAGGGACGUCUCUCCCCCCCACACACACACACACACACAAACCAUACACGCUGUUCAAGGGAACAAUGUGGGUGAAUACCAUCCCUCUGCCCAACCUUUAAAGAUGUCAUAACUUAAGACCAUGCAGAAGGUGCCAUUCUCUCCUAAAACAAAAGACUGAUUGAGAAAAAUUUAAAUGCUAAGCACUUUUAAUUACCAAGAAUGAUCUGACUUUUUUUUAUUUAUGUUACCUGUGUUCAGUGUUCUUUCUUGCAUUCUGUAAAUAGUCACUCCAGAAUGUUUAUUUGCCUGUCUUAAGUAUCUGUGAUUUGAAAACAAAUAGUUUUCUCCUGUGUAGGGAACAUUAUGUUAUGAAUUGUGACUAAAAUAACCAAGAAUGUCAUUCAUAAUAAGAUAAGAAAAACAAAACAAAAUCGGUGCCAUUGUUUACAAAUGUGCGAAAGACACUCCUACCCUUAGCCAUAUCCUGGGGCCCAGGUGACUCUGAUGACAUUCCACAUCUGCUCGUGGUAAUGCGGUGUGAUAUGUGUGUUGCCAUGGUAAUGCAGUGUGAUGUGUGUGUUGCCAUGGUAAUGCAGUGAUAUGUGUGUGUUGCCAAUGGCCUGGCUGUUGGAAUGGGUUCUAUCUUCUUAAAGCUUCUAUCUGCCAGUAGUGAUGAAAAGAGAGCCCUAACAUCAGAGAAGUUGAAUGAAUUUCAUUAUUUGAUAUUUUUAAAUGUUUUAUAAAUACAUUUGUUGAAAAGUAUUUUUGAAGAAAAAAAAGAUAUCAUUUUGAGUGUAUAUCAUUAAUUGCAAGAGUCAUUUCCGUGUGCAUGUUUCUUCAGUGAUUCUACAAUCAUAGAUGUUAUGAUGCUGAUUUCCGAAAUGCCCCCCUGCUGCAUAGUGUCACUAAGCCCAAGGGGGCAACUCCCCCCCACCUGCUGCAUAGUGUCACUAAGCCCAAGGGGGCAACUCCGAACUUGUGCUUGUGGACGGGCCGGGCCCCUAGAGGCUGUGUGUCACGUCCUGUUUGUCCUGUCUGGAUUUAGAUCCGAUAGACUAUGAGCUAAACCUACAUAAUGAACUCAAGCAACCUUUAUAAAUUCCACUUCUACCAGGUUGUACCAAAGAUUCUGGUUUGGUCUGAUUCUGACUUUAAUCCUCUCCGGUUCUAGAUCUGUGCUGUAGGCUACUUGCACAGAACGCCUGGUCUCCGGUUCUAGAUCUGUGCUGUAGGCCACAAUGUAUGCAAUAUCAUAAUAUAUUAUGUUAUAUUUAUGCAUGUUCAUCUGGCUUAGAGAGACUAUGCAACCCAAACCUUUGAUCAUGCACACGUUUAAAUCACCCUCUAGUAUUUAUUUUGUGAAAUGUGUUUUUGAUUGUGCAACCCUUUGUUUAAUUUUAUUAUGUUUAUAAAAUAUAUUUUGAUGAUUAAAAUUGUAAGAGUUA